AUGCCCGAGUCAAGAACUCUUCAAUCGAAAGAAAUUCUCAAGAAACUGCGGCUGGAGGUGAUCAAAUUCGUAAGCGUUUGUCUAUCUUUGAUCUUUUCAAUUUCCGUUCUUUCCUACGGAGUCAUUCAAAGUAAAAAUUCGGCUCAUUACGGAACGAGCAUGUCAAAUGGUCGGAUCGGUGACGGCACAUUUAGAGUACUACCAGAAGAUGCUCCGAAGAAAAGCGCCCAAGAUUUUCAAAUAGAAUUACCGGGCGUUUUCAGAAACGAAGAAGCCCUGCAAAAAUAUGUACUUGGCUUUGUCGCUGACUUAUCUGACCCAGAUAAGAUCGAGGAAGAAUACGAAGAGUGGAAGGAAAAGUAUGACAAAGGCAAGAUCGGGAUAGACGACAAGAAGACAAUCUCUUUGCAAUAA
Molecule: messenger RNA, 414 nt
Organism: Oikopleura dioica
Lineage: Eukaryota; Metazoa; Chordata; Appendicularia; Copelata; Oikopleuridae
Source: the annotation of a GenBank genome assembly